AUGUAAGACGCUUAGCAAGAUUAACCUUAAAUUGGAGUGAUAUAGGAUAUUCAAGGUUAAGACAAUCCAAUUAGUUUAGAUGAUGAAUAGCUUUAUAAUCUUCCUUAAAAAAUAUAUGUUUAAAUUAGCCAAUAGUAUCAAAAAAGAAGAAAAGAAUUAUCAAAUGAAAAGUAGGAUUUGUACACAUAAGAAAUUCAAAUUCUGGUAAAAAAAAUAGAUGAUGUAUUAGAAUAGCAUUUGUACUCAUGGGAAAAAUAAAAAGACUGGAAGUUUAAUCUUCCUAAGACUGCAUUUGAAGGAGAUAGAGCUCCUAUUUAAUUCUUUUAACCUCCUAGAGUUUAUGGAAAUCAAGCCUUAAAUAGAUUAACUCCAGAAUAAAUUGCAUCUAUUAAAUAAACAGGAUAGUUUGUUGUCAAUGGAAAUACUGAAGAUUCUUCUACAACUUGGAGAUUGAAUUCUUGGAUCGUAAGAGGAAAAAAUUAUAUAAAGUAAUGUUGGUUUUCAGGAAUUGGUAGUUGUUUUCACUAGCUCGUUUAAAUUAAGUGUAGAUUAGGAUGGAGGUUUGCCUUUAAUUACCAUAUUUUAUAGUAAAUACUUACUCCUAAUUUUUUCGAUGGAUUUAUUAGCAUAGCCAGUGUUGCUUCUAAGAUACUCAAUUUAACUUUUGGUGUGAGAAAAGUUUAAAAGUACAAUAAAAACUAAAUAGUUGAUGAAAUUAUAAGAGACUGGAAUAAAGAAACCAUAAAAAUGCAUCAUCCAGAAAUAAAGACAAGCUUCUUUGAAUUUAUUUUUAAAAAUGAAAAUGACAGAAAGACUUUAAGCGAAGAUAUUAACGAAUAGCAAAAGUAGGAAAUAAGGAAUAGGCUUGAAGGUUUUGAAAAAUUAACUCAAGAUUUUGAAGUUGAUGCAAAUAAAUUAGAAGCAAGUAGAUUGAGUGAGUUCGAAGAAAAAAAUAUAGAAGAAAACGAUGCUCUAUUCGAAAUAUAUUUGGAGAAACAAAAGCUUUUAUUUAGUAUGAUUAGGUCUUCUAAGUAUAUAAAAGAUCAGCUAGUUUAAGAACAUUUAAUAGAGCUAAUAACAGCUACUUAGAUUGUCAAGCGCUAUUAUUAUAUGCUAGAAUAAGAAUUAAAUAACUAUACUGAUUAAGUAUCAAAAGAAAUAACUGAAAGACACUAAAUAAGGUCAAGAGUAUAACUCUGGAAAAAUGAUAAAAUUAACGAGUUAGUUCAAGCAAAGAAAAUAAAAUUGUAAAAAGAGUUCAAUUAAAAAAUAAUUAAAGAAUUAAAUGAAAACAAACUUGAUUCAUAUGUAGUUUUAUUCAAUAGAUUUGUUCAAUUUUAGGAAUAACUGAAGAGUUUGUAUAAGUAGAAUUACAGCAGAAUUCAAAAAAAGAAUACAAAGCCUUGCAGAGUUUUCGAAACUUUCUAAUAAAAUAUGAAGCCUUACAGGGUCUUAAACCAAAUUAAAUCAAACGGAUAAAUCGAAUAUUUCUUUGAUUAUGGUAAGACUUACAAAACUCCUACUAGCUUCUUCGGAUGGAGAUUAGUUUUGCAAUUAGUUAGGUACAAAGUUUGGACAAAGAAUACAUUUGUCACAUUAAUAGAUAAUCUUUUGAAUAGCUACUUUGGGUUAAAAGCGCUAUUCAAGCUACGUCCAUUUUAUGCAGAUUAAUCACUUAAUAGAUAAACAGGUCAAGUAGUAGGCUGCUAUUUAAUAUAUCCUUAUAUCUUUCGUUUAAUAGAAUCUUUGAAAGGAAUCAAAAGAACUAUCUAAGAUUUUGAAGCUCAACCUGAUAGAGGUCUUUUCGGAAAAAGCUUUGCCCGUAUUUUUAAGUAUAUAGAAUGUCUAAUCAGAUUUGUUAUAUCAAUCAGUUUUGUUGGAGUUGGAGUGCCUGUAGUUAUUUUAAUUAAUAGUAUUGUUAGUUUCAUAUUAGCAAUUACUUCAUGGGCUUGGAUUCCUGUAACUUUAGUAGGUAGGUGGCUUAUCCAUCUUCUAUUAUGGGAUUUUGAUUCUCCUAAUAGAAAGUCAGGGUACUAUUAUCCUGAGAACUACUAAAGAUAUCAAACUUAUUAAUUUUUACCUUUAAUUAAUACAGUACUUGAUUUGGUUUUAGGUACUUACUAAGUAGGCUCCAGUGUGGCAAGUGCAUUUGUUCUUCAUCCAGCUCUUUCUCUACUCAGCUUUGCAAAAUCUAUCAUAAGAUAUGUAGGAUAAAGUAUAAGUGAUGGUAUCAUGUGCAAAAUCACCUCUAAAUUAGGUAGAUAACCUGAAAUCGAUACUUUCAUAGCUUGGAAAAUUAGAGGAGCAGGAGUCACUCGUUAAUAUAGCUAUUCAAUGGAUAUAGAAGAUGUGAAAUUCUUGAUGAGAGCUCAUUUAGAAAGAAUAGAACUAGAAAAAUACUAAUAAAAUCUGGUUGAAAAAAUAAUGUAGCCAACUGAUAUUUUCUAAUAACUAUCUAGAAAGCUGUUUUAAUUUUAUGCUCUCGAAUAACCAAACUUCUAAGUAAUUAACUCCAGUAUUGAUUUGUACAUGAAUAUUUUGAAUAGAUAGAUUUAAUAAAGAAAAGAAAAAUAUCCUACUCUCCCUAAUUGUAACAUAAAAUUUACCUAAGAAGAGCUUUCAAUUAUUUUCUUCUAAUGCUAAAAUCUGAUUAAAAACUUUGUUGAACCUAGAAAAAUGGAAUGGAUUUUCAAAUAGUAUGAUGUAAAACCUGACGAUUAUAAAGCCUUAACAGAGAAGUUCUUAAUUUCAAUAUUCUCAGAUGAAAACAUUUUGUAUCCAAUUAGUGAGCUCGAUAAAAGAAUAGAAAUCAAAACCUAAAAAUCAGGCAAUUUCGAUUCCAUAUAGAGAAUAAUUUAAGGUUAGACUCAUAUUAAUACAUUCACAGCUUCAAUUUAGCCAGCUUUUAAGAAAUACAAAUCCAAUUUCUUGUUUCCAUUUAUUUAAGCUACAGAUGUACAAUUUAAUUACUAAGAAAAGUAAAAGGACUACGAAGGUUAUUAUCGCUAAAUAAAUCCUUCUUGUGAAGCUUUCAACUUUAACUAUAAAGACUAUUUAAGUAUAACCCAAUAAAUUCGUUAAUAACAAAAUGUUAAUAACUGA
Messenger RNA from Tetrahymena thermophila SB210, 3102 nucleotides. RefSeq names its product transmembrane protein, putative. The record is from RefSeq and is a predicted model, not a curated record. NCBI's taxonomy places the organism in Eukaryota, Ciliophora, Oligohymenophorea, Hymenostomatida, Tetrahymenidae. The transcript has a single exon.